AUGGGCGUGGGGCUCACACGUGCCGUGCUCAUGCUCGCUAUGCUUGCUGAAAUCACGGAGUCACAGACAUUGGUCUCGGCCGGUCCGGCACGGGACUGGGCGGCUUGCGUCCAGUCCAGGGAGUGGUCGGCAUUCCGGCAUCAGGUCAGUGCCACCUUGGUGGAAGCGGGAACUGAGACUCCGACGGUGGGGCGGGAUUUGGUUAGAAAGGCGCGGGUGCUCCUUCAGCGGUGGCAGGUUCCGGCUGGACAGUGGCAGGUCAUGCUGGGCGGCGCCCGGCCUGCUGGCGAGUUGGAAGAAGCACAUUGCGGAACAUCCGUGGACGUGACCCGUGGUGUCCUUGCUCAGGAUACCAGUCGCGGAUUUCACCCCUACCAUCUUCUAACAUUGCCUCAUGACAGUCCUGCCUGGAGAGAGGAGGACUUUCUGCGAUGGCGCCGGGACUUUUGUUAUUUGGGCUAUGUGGUGGCUCUCUACGUGCGAUCUGCUUCGCGCAUUGGCCGCUCCAGGGCCUUGCAAGAGGAAGAGAAUGUGAAGCUGUCAAGGGAGGAUUUGCAGACUGCCUCGUCCAUGCUGGGUCGCUGCCGGGAGAUGGACUUUCUGGAUCGCUCCGUGUGGGGUCUGCAGUCCCUGGACCUCGACGUGAGUCUGCUGCGUCUCGGGAGUCCCAUGCCGCAGCCCGCCCAGGGCGAGGCUCCCCGCAUGGGCGGAGCGCCAUUUGCGGUCGCGGCCUGGCGCGGCCUGGCGGAGGACUUCCCCACGGAGCACCGGAACGCCCAGCAGAACCUCUGGCAGGCUUUAGGGAACGGUGCGAGGUUCCGAAGAAGUCUGGAGGCCCAGGUCGCGCGGAGCGUGGCUUCGGGAUCGCUCACUGGCUGGCAGGGCCCAAAGCCUCACUGGCGACAGCGGCCGAUAGAGGUGGCCCUCUUUGCAGUGCCUGUUUGGUAUGCCACGGAGUUCUUGGUCGGCAUUCUGCGUUGGCGUUUCCCUGCUUUACCGGUCUCGGUCUUCUGCGCACCUCUAGGAGGCUACAACUUACCAAGGUCAAACGAGCUGCGACACCUUGUCGAGCCUUUGCUGCAGGAACCCGCAGAGCUGCAGGUUUUGCGCUUGAUCGAGGGCUACUGCUGCAACUGGGAGGAAGUGGAUUUCCAGGUGGUGCGAGUUGCCUUGAAACAGCUGGCUCGCAGGCUCGCGCGCUCAUCCUUUUCCUUGCUGGUCUGUGCCGGGCCACUCUGGCUCUGCCUGCUCCUGCGAGAGGAGGGACUCGACUUGCCGCUGCUGGCCCAUUGCCUCACCUUCCAGGACCUGGAUUACCCAGGCGACAAAGACCAGAACGUGGCUUGGGUGCACCGGAAGAUCCUGGAGAACUUUGGUGCCGCGCCUGGCUCCGGCGGCUCCGGCGGCUCCGGCGGCUCCGGCGGCUCCGGCGGCUCCAGCACUGGGGUCUUGGGGGUCUUGGUUCAGGACGACAUGCAGCGGGUCUACUACCCCAUGAUCUUCGACUUCACCCGGCAAGGGAACUUCAGCCAUGCAGGCCAGCUGAGCUUCUUCCAGAUGCCCUACAUUCAGGCUCGCUACACGCAGCGUCGUCUCAGUGAAGUGGUGAUCCUGAGGGAAGGCACCACGAAACGUUGGACCCUCUCGCUCCGGGGCCACCUUUGGUACCUGAAGCUGAAGCAGAUGGCCGCGGCCCAAACGGAAAGAGAGCUGCGCUGCUGUCAACUGCGAUUUUUGAAGGACGAGUCGGCGAGGAUCCCUUACUCGGAGAUUGCCGAGCAUCGGGCCGCCGUGUUCUUUCCGGGCAUCGGCCAUGCCAAACUCACCUUGCAUGAGCUUCGGACGAUGGGGAUCCCCACCCUCUUCCCAGCGAAGAGUCUCAUGUACCGAGUGGAGGACCUGAUCCUGGACCCGCACCAGCCCUACAGCGGAAGCUACGACGGCUGUGGCUCACAGCUGGGCGUUGGGGCAAUGCGCUCCACGGCUCCGUGGAUUUUGUCGUUGUGUGGAUGGCGGCGCCACGCCUACUUCAUGGAAUGGUCCAGCUUCUACCGCUACCCUUAUUUUUUGCAUUUCGAGAGUAUCCCUCAUCUUUUUGCGCUCGUUGCUUCGAUGUCCUCGCCAGAGCUUUGGAGUCUGAGCCUAAAGAUGCGACGGCUCAAUGUGCGGCUCCGGGCGGACGAGGCUGGUGCACUGGUGAGGUGGGUAGGUGUUUUUGACUUGUUGCUGCGAAGCAGCGUGAGAGGUCACGGGGUGCCAUCAGAUUGGCGGGUUGGUCUUGCAGGUGAAGUUCUGGGGCGAUUUGAUCUUAGCCCUCGCCUCCACGGAGAAGAUAUUUCGGCCGAGAACCAGCGAAACUUUUGGGGCUGUUCGCAGAGAUCCCAGCUGCUCCUUCGGGCGAAAGGAAGAGAAUUCCACCGUUCGGUCCUGGCUGGCCUGCUGUGCCAGUACCUGUGGCAGCUGCAGCGACGAGAGGUGCAGGCAACGUGGCGAUCCUCGUGCCUGCUGCCCUUCGGAGUUAACACAGAAAGCCUGCAGCCACAACGGUCCGCCUUGUCGAAUGCAUCGCAUUCAUCAAGAUGUGGCUCCUUCGUAAACGUGGCGUUGCCCAAGAUUCCACGUGGACCAGAGCGAAGAGUUCAGAGCUUGUGA
This is a messenger RNA of Symbiodinium sp. CCMP2456, 2652 nucleotides long. NCBI's taxonomy places the organism in Eukaryota, Dinophyceae, Suessiales, Symbiodiniaceae. The record is from the annotation of a GenBank genome assembly.